Molecule: messenger RNA, 1145 nt
Organism: Nomia melanderi (Alkali bee)
Lineage: Eukaryota; Metazoa; Arthropoda; Insecta; Hymenoptera; Halictidae
Product: histone H4
Cellular component (GO): nucleosome
Molecular function (GO): structural constituent of chromatin; protein heterodimerization activity; DNA binding
Source: RefSeq, a predicted model, not a curated record
UUUCUCGAGCAGUGAACGUCAUCUUUAAAAAGUUUUCAACAUGACUGGUCGCGGAAAGGGAGGAAAGGGAUUGGGAAAAGGAGGAGCAAAGCGCCAUAGGAAGGUUUUGCGUGAUAACAUCCAGGGUAUCACGAAACCUGCGAUCCGUCGUCUGGCUCGUCGUGGUGGUGUCAAACGUAUAUCCGGUUUGAUUUACGAAGAAACUCGCGGUGUGCUGAAAGUGUUUCUCGAAAACGUUAUUCGAGACGCUGUAACGUACACCGAACACGCCAAAAGGAAGACUGUGACGGCCAUGGACGUCGUCUACGCCCUGAAGAGACAAGGACGUACUCUGUACGGUUUUGGAGGUUAAGCGAACCAUCGACGUACGAUUCCUGGCGAUCGUCAAUCAAAACGGCCCUUUUCAGGGCCACAAUUGCUUAACAUGGAAACGCUGUUCAAUUCAACUGUAGACCCUUAAUCCUUUGAAACCAUUUUGUCUUUGUUACUAUAAAAAAAUAUCCUAACCGGGGACAUUUCCUUUGUAACAUUGUAAAUAUGUUGAUGCAUAAAUAUUCUGAAUACAGUCUACUAUUAUAUGGUGCCGAUAUUGAUUCGGCUUUAGUUAUGCAGGGUGAGUCUCCUAACAUGACCUCAAAUAACUCGUGAGGUAUUCGUUGUACGAAACAAUGUUUCAAACAAAAGUUGCAUGGUAACUAAGGGGACAUACAGUGCAUCUGUUUUUUGUUACCUUGUUUAUUGAGAUAUUGGAAUGUAUUUUUUUUCGAAUUCGGAUAAACAUCAAAUUUUGCGUAAAAAAGUAUCACACAAAGUGAGUCUUCAAAUGAAUAAUUACUGAGAUAUCUUAAUCUUAUAUUAGGAAAUACGCUUAGUCAACGUGAUUCUUAACACGACUUUGUUUACGACGGCAGGUCAUGUCUGUAAACAAGUUCCCUGUUCGAUGUUAGAAAUCCAACACGAAAUGCCUAUUUAGUAUCUCGGUAAACGCAAAGUCGUAUUGAGAAAGGUGCUACAUUUUUAUUACGAUGUUCAAUAACAGUAAAAAUUACGAUAUGAUAAUUGUUUAUGCGUGUGAAUUUUCAUUUGAAUUCUCUUGUAAUACACAAAAUAUAUUCCAACACCGCGUAUUGUUAUACAACCUAACC